AACUUCAUAAAGCUGUGAUUGUAUACGUUGACAUCAUCAUCAAUGAAACUAUUUAUAGAGUGGGGCAUGCGCAAUAUUUAUGAAAUGAAAUCCGCCAUUCUUGUUGACUCUUAAUAUGUGAUUUAAGUUUAUAAUUUUAUUUAUAGAUUUUAAGUAAUGCUUUGAUUUUAAGAGACAGUUGAGGAAAUCAGGGAUUUCUCUGAGAUAUUAUCACAGUGCAUUUUCUCUAAAGUUUGAAUAAUUUGGUUUUAGGUUAUAUAUACGUAAUAGUUUUCUUGACAGAAAUGCAUUUGAGAUGAAGAUGCUUUUCACGUGAAGAUCAUAAAAUGGGGGCGUUCCUUGACAAACCGAAGACGGAAAAACAUAAUGAACAUGGGUGUGGAAAUGGACUGCGCUAUGGUGUUGCGAGUAUGCAAGGAUGGCGGGUGGAAAUGGAGGAUGCUCACUGUGCUGUGACUGGGUUGAGUGAGGAGUUGCCUGAUUGGUCUUUCUUCGCAGUUUUUGAUGGGCACGCAGGUGCGAGAGUGUCGGCACACUGUGCGGACCACCUCCUGGAGAGCAUCGUCCAGAGCGAGGAGUUCCAGCGCGGGGAUGACGUCAUCAAGGGCAUCCGCUCCGGCUUCUUGCGCCUGGACGACCGCAUGCGGGAGCUUCCGGAGCUGGCCAGCGGGGAGGACAAGUCUGGCUCGACUGCCGUGUGCGCACUCAUCUCCCCCCGUCAGGUGUUUGUCGCCAACUGUGGGGAUUCGAGGGCAUUGCUGUGCCGUGAUGGCAAGCCGGUGUUUGCAACGUGUGACCACAAGCCAGUUCUGCCGGCCGAGAAAGAGCGUAUCAUACGUGCUGGUGGAAGUGUCAUGAUCCAGCGAGUGAAUGGCUCCCUAGCCGUGUCGCGGGCGCUUGGCGACUACGAGUACAAGAACGUGGAAGGCAGGGGUCCGUGCGAGCAGCUGGUGUCUCCCGAGCCCGAGGUGUCGGUGAUGGACUGGGACGAGGGUCGCGAUGAGUUCCUGGUGCUGGCCUGUGACGGCGUCUGGGAUGUCAUGACCAACGAGGAUCUCUGCAGCUUCGUGCGGUCGCGGCUUGCCAUCAGCAGUGACUUGGAGAGCAUCGCCAACCAAGUUAUAGACACUUGCCUCUACAAGGGCAGCAGAGACAACAUGAGCAUUGUGCUGGUGACGUUCCCGGGAGUGGGUCAGCCAUCCACGGAGGCGAUUCAGCAGGAAAUGGAACUGGAGGCAACCCUGGAGAGGAGGAUAACAGAACUGGUGCGUCAGGGGGACAACCUGGAGUUCCUGCACAUUCUGCAGGCGCUGGCGGAAGAUGACAUCCCAGGGCUGCCCCCCGGAGGAGGACUCAGUGCCAAGCGAAACUUCAUUGAAAGUGUGUUCAAGAAACUGUGCCCUCAGCAAGCAGAUAGUGUAAGUCACAAUUAUGACAUUGGCAGUUGCUGAGUUGAGCCAUUGCUUCAGUUAUUUAUUUUUAUAACAGUGAAACCCCUUGUUUACAUUCUUCACUGGCCAAGGAGAAAGUGCUGCUUGCAAACAAACAAGCUCAUUACAAGAUGUAAAGAAGGGCUUCACUGUUUGUGGUCUGUAGGAAGUGGAACUACUCCAGCAAGUUAGUUUUUUUUAAUAGUUUGUAGACAUUUUGUUUUACCUUUUGUUCUAUGUAUAAUUUUGUUUGUAGUUAUUUUGUGUACAUAGAUUUUUAUUACCUUGGUUUUUAAUGAUUCACUUAAAUUUUAUUUAGUGUGCAGUCAAAAAUUAUUUUUGCGUGAGGAUAGUGUCCAUGCAUGUUUGUCACCUUAGGUUGUAGGUGGUGGUUUUUGUUAAAAUAUUUGCCUAUAGUUAUUUAAAAAUCACUGUAUGUAUAUUGAAAAAUAGAUGUUGGUUUUAUAAAUAUACGUUAUUUAUAUAUUAUCCACUGCAACACAUUAACUUUACAUACAUAUUAUGUAAUAUAAAAUGUACUGAUGCUUUGAGAGGUGAAUAUUAUUUAUUAUUUUUUUUUUCAAGUGCUGGUAUACAUUUUAUUUUUAGGGUCCUCUGUUACUAUGAUUGCUUAGGUGUGUUGUAAUUAAUGCUCAUGGGUUUGGGAAUAUGAGCAGGUUGAGACCUACUCAUGACAUCACCUUUUUUAACACUUACAUUAGUAUCAUAGUGGUGUCUAACUUACUCCUAUCAGGAGGUAUCACCCAUCAUCUUUAGUCACUCAUUGCAUUUGCAUGUUUCAAAACCCAUUAAAGUACAUAAAUUCCACUCCUGUUGGUAAAUUGUGAAAGUAGAUGUCUGCAGUUAAUAAAUAUUGUUAUGUUAUAAAACUGAUAGUUAGUGCGUAAUGCCACGCAAGGGGUUAGCUAUACGACAGCAAAAAAAAAAUUAGAUGCGCAGUAGGUUCUGUUUAAAUAAAUGAUGGAUAUACAUUUGACUUUGUUGUGUUACCACAGACUAGGUAUAUCUAGAAAAUAUGUGAACCUCAGGAAAUUUUUGCUAUUAUGAAAUAUAUGGAAUAAUUAAACACAUGUAGCCAUCUUCUUUGAAGAACCUUUUUGUCAAAAAGCUAUUAAAUAGCUCAUUAUUGCAUUUCAAAGAUUUAAUUAAUAUUUCCCAAGACAACAUUGUAAAAAAUUAAUUAAUAACUGUUUGAAAAUUGCAAUAUUUUUAAAUUCUGUGUUUUGACCCAUUUUAAAAGAAAUGUACUCUUAUCACAUUUGUGUCUUAAAAGAGUCAUAACAUUUUUUUUUAGUAUUAUAAGAAACCUUGUAGUUUGGUCUACAAUCAUCACCACUGAAAACUGCAAGUAAUAAUUUUUAUAUGAAAACUAAUGUGUGUUUCUAGCUUAUUGUAUGAGCACAUAUAAUUGCUGCAUGAAUGAUAAGAUGUAACUUGUGACCUGGUAUUGGAAGGGAAUGUUCAAUAAUGAAGCUCAGCUACCUUGCCCCUUGUCUUGUCCUCAACUGACGUGAAUGUUUCCACAUGCAGUUCAUGUGUCUCUUGAUAGGUCAUUGUCUUGUUUGAGCUGGUACAUCACAGCUGUGACAUUCGUAAUUCCAAGACAGAAUAUCAUCACAGUCCCUUGAAAAUAUUGUAGGCAUCUUUAUUAAUCUGAAAAACCAUCAGUUAUUCUACCUAGUAAGUUUUUUUUAUCCAUAGUUUCUCUUUAGGGCAAAUACAAAUGAGUCUGAUUGAUGUUUGCAUUUUAUUCUGUUGCUGGUCCACAAACAGUUAAUAUGAGAGGGUUGCCUUGUAAAUAACUCACAAACAGAUCAUAGUUUCUCAAAGAUAUUUGGUGACUCCUUUAUUAACACAGCUGUUUACAAGGAUGAUUUUUUCUGUCCUUUGUGAUAGUCUGUUACUAAUAUGUCCGCAAGACAGACUAGUGGCAACUAGGCACAAAAUCAUCAAGGGAGUUGUUUUCAAGGUCAGACAAACAAGUAGUUCACUUGUGAAGUUUGGCUGCGCAAAAUAUGUGGGAACUGUCUCCAUCCUGUUCCUUACACAUGCACUGUGUGAAGUGCUUACUUAGUUAUCAGCAAACUACCUUUAAGACAAAAAUCCUGAGUGGUACUAAAGACAGUCUGUGAUACUUGUCAUGGUAGAAAGCAACCCAUCAUACCUUCUAAGUUCUUUUCUUUCUAAGAGCAAAGGCUUACAGUAAGACUUAAUGAAGUCAAUGCAGCAUAUUUUGUCAAAUAAAUAAAGUUAUAUUAAAUAUCACCUUAAGAAAAUCUUGAGGUAAUAGACAACAAAUCAGAAUGCUUUAAAAUGUCCAUUGACCAUCAAUCUAUAAUUUAAAAAAAGUAGUGAUUUGCAUCAUUUUAAGACAAGUUUGAACAAAGACUGGGAUUUUUUCCUUUUAAACUUGUGCUUCUAAAAUGUUUUAUUGUAACAUAUUAUUUUUUUUACUUUUACGAAAAUUCAGAGAAAAUUAAUUGGGCAAUAAUAGAUCAAAUUAAGAUAGUUUUCUUAAUGAAAAUGAUGAAAGCUAAUUCUCCAAGUUUUGAACAUUUACAUUAAAGCAAUCAAUGUGUAGCUGGUUUCUUCAAGGUAUAUAUAAGUAUUUAUUUUAAGGCUUUUACUUGCAGCUCCAAGGGUCAUAUGCAGUACUGUGAGUAACUAAUACUUUCAAUCUAAAAUAUUUUAUAAAUUUUCAAAGCACGUAUUGAAAGUAUUUAUUUUCAAAUAACACUUAUUCAAUAAAAAUACCAUUAACCAUUUAAUUAAAAUCAAUUUGCUAUGUACCUACUUAAAAUAUGCAUGCUAAACUUCAUAAAUUUUAUCUUACUAUUGUAGAUUUAUCUAAGUUAUGGAAUGUUUUUUUUUUUUUUAAUGGAUACUUACAAAAAUAAUAAUGCCCAUUAGCAGUUCAACCUUACGAAUUAUUCAUAUUUAAUUCCAUCAUAAAACUAACCAAUUAGAGUAGUUUAUAAUGAUUUAUUAGGAAGCUAGCAGACAGAACACAUGCCCCUCCUCGUGGGUACGCCACUGCAGUGCCUCUGAUGGAAAAAAAAUUAAUUUAAUUUAAUUUUUUAAAUUAACUUGUGAAACAAAAAAAAAAUGGUUAAAACUAAGAUAAAUGGGAAGAAAUUAAACAGAAUAUGCCAUCUUAGAUUUAACAGUUUUCAACUGCCAUCACAUUCACAUAAAUUUAACCAACAACUAUGUGUCAAUAUGAUGGCAAAGAUAAUUACAGAAAUACUGGAUUAAUAUCCGAAUGUGAAUAAAGCAUCAUCAACAUUGCAAUAGCAGUUGCCAAAAGACUAAGAAAGCAUCAGAAAUAGUAAUGCAUUAACCAUUGCCAUGGAGAUUAUCAGAAAAACUUAAUAAAAAAUGUAAAAAAAACUAAAGGAUUUCAGAAAAAUCUGUUUGAGUUGCAAAUGGAUCUGCCCUGGAGAAUCAACGUCACAAAUGUCACGGCCCUAGGCCUCACCGUCCCUGAGCUACGCGAGCUUCAGGCAGGCAAACUCUGCCUUCUUUUAAUACAGGCAGAAGAUUUAAGAGCUUAGUAAAAUGUAGGAAAGGCAGGUGUUAUAGUUGAAAAUGGCCAAUGAAAAAUUGUGGUCCAUCAGUUGCACUUCGAGUCUCACUUGCAGAUCAUUCAUGGGCAUUGCAUCUGGUCUCCAAUGUCUUAUAGAGCGUGGCUGCAUAUUUUUUAUGACAAAGGUGAUUACCACAAGCUACUUGGUUUCAGAAGUCUGUUUUUUUGUGGUUGCCUGGCCUUGUAGGGUGUUUGGUGUUGGUCGUCUGUCAGUUACCACACAGCUGUUGUGAGACUGCUAGCAACUCACCCAGCUCUAUAUGCUCAACCAUCCCACUAUGUUUGCAAGUAUUAUGAUUUCACAAAACCACAAAUAGAUUAAUUUUAAUAUCUUCUUCGGUAGAAUCUUAGUGUUGUAACUACAACAAUAUUGUUAUAACUGUUGUAACUACAAGGUUAAACAUGCUAUUUAACACCUUCGGCUCCUUGCUUUAAUAACUGUAAAGCUACAUUCUUAUACAUACUUCAACUUAACUGUCGAUUUCGAUCUGAUUUUCCUAUUGUCACUGGACAUUGUCAUCCAUUUCAUUUUUUACACGCUAUAACAGUGUGUUUACAUGCUCUAGUAUGUUUUUUUUUUUAAUUACAGCUAUUCUUGAAAGAGUUCUAAGGACUUUAUAAUUGCAAUAUUAAAUUUCAAAAUUUUAAUCAUUAUAUAUAUAUAAAUAUGAUGUAUACGGAUGAGACUGCCCUUAGUUUUGAGUUAUACAUCUACUCUUUAGUGAAGCCUAUUAUUAGAGACAACAUUUUAUAAUGAAUUGUGAUAGAACAAAAAUAACUCUAAAAUGGGAGUUUUUUCACCAUAGAAAGGGGCUGGAAAAAUUAGCAUUUACAUUUUAAAUGCUAUUUUUUUAGCAAUAUUAGUUUAAAAUUUCAUUGAUUUAUAAAUAUUUUUGUAAAAAUGCCACUUAACUGUUACACAUUUUUGACAGUUUUCAUUAUGUUACAAAAUGUAUUGUUUCUCAUUUAAAAAGCAACAACUUGUUUUGUAGACUUUGUGACCUGUCUUAUUUUAUAUUCUACUUUGCAGUUUGUCUGAGACACAUGUUGGUGUAAAAUUAUUUUAAUGUAUGUUUGUUACUUACCAGUUAUCAGCACUUCAGUUAAUACACAAACACAACGCUUCCACCAUCUUAGCCGCGGAUUUUCUGUUGUCUCGCAGAUAAAAGGUGUAGGUGUGUAGAUUAAAACAAAACAGGCUGCACUCUCUUGCAGUUUGCUUUAGCGGAAGUGUGAAGUCCAGCAGUGACCCCAGUGGUGAUUGUGUGGUUAUUGUUCUCUACAGUAGUUUAUAUGAUUUGCAUGCUUUAUGAUACUGCCAUUUCUCUGCAAUGCAGCCAGGUUACAUGCACAUGAGAUAACUUCAAAAUGUAAGCCGAACCCGAUUAAUCCAGUUGAUUUGUGAAUUAUAAUAAAUUUAAUUUGCAACUUAAUGUUUGCUAGCAUAAUGCACUACCAAUUUUUUAAGUGAAACAAGCUUAGAUUUUUUUGUGGUUUUAAUCCAGAAGGGCAUGAACAAAUUGUUUUUAUUGUACCAAACUAGAAAGUAUGUUAUGUAUGAAUAUUUUCUUUUUAAACAUUUAGAAUGUAAAUAUAAAUGUUUAAAUAAUAUUCAUUUAAGCUAAUUCCAAAUAAUAGAUGCUAAUUUCUAAAUUGCAGAUGCUAGUUUUGGAAAAAGAAUAGAAGCUAAUUUUUCAAGCUCCUAGUAAUACAUGUUAUCAUAAUUUUAAUUUUUUUUCUUCUUAAAAUAAAGCAGAAUUCGACCAAAAUUUGGGUCAAAUAAAAACUAUUGAUAUCAUAUAACAUCUGGAUUCAAUUAAUGUUAUUAUUUUAGCAUGUAGCCUGUAACAAAAUGUACGGUGUGUAAAGAAAUUAGCUGUAAUACUUUUUAUACUCCUUCAUCACAGAACUUGUAUUUCUAUUUGUUUACUUUACAUACAGAUACUGUACAUUUUUCAAAUACAGAUGCUUGCCAAAUUAUUUUGAUUGUACUGAGUAAAAGUGUCCUAGACAUGAUUUUUACAAAAUAUUUUACAUUAAAAAUACAGUUUUAUAGCAGUUAAAAAAUUUUGUGAAAUAAUUAGUAAUAAACAUUUAUUGUUUUAUUUAAUCAAUAAUCCACUAUCUUUAUAAAUAAACAAUGUAUUUAGUAAGCUGUAUAAAAGAAGAAAAGUUAUCAAUUCAAUUUGGUUCCUGUUCACAAGUUUCUAUGCAUUACUUUUUGCUAUGUACUGUCAAAACUGUUGCCUUUUCCUCUCUUUUCAAAUUAAUACAUCACAUAUUAAACCUAUUUUGUCAGUAAUUACUUUCAUUGUUUAAACAGUAUUGCUCACAAAUACAUAAAUAGUAUAUAAGCAUUUUGUUUUGGCAACUAUAUUAAUGACCAAUAUUUAGGAUUUUUUUCCCCCCUUCUGAAAUUCAGAAUUUUAUAGCAUAUUGGAUUUUUAUUUUUUUUUUUUAAAUGUAGCCUUUUAGCUUAUUUUUGCACACUUUUUUUAUAAGUUUGAAAAUAUUUGCACUGGAUGUAAUAAUAUUUUGCAUAUUCCUAUCUUAAUACACAAUUUUUCUAUUAGUGACUGAACAUUAUAUUAAAUACACACUGUUAGCAACAUUGUAGCAACAUUGUCAAUGUUUUAGAAUAUGCACAUUGUCAAAACAUUUUUGGUUUUGUUUUAGUUAUAACACCACUGGUGAAGCACAUGUGCAUAGCUAAAAAAACUUCUGUGUAAACAAAUAUCUUUAAUAUAAAGAACCGUAAUAAUUACUCUCUUGAAUGGUAUGGCCAGUCAAUAUGUCGUCAGUUAUCAGCGAACAAAAUUUAUCUGCAAAGUGUUGUGGACUUAUCUUACUGUUAGGAUGGGAAAGAUUUUGAAUGCUCCUAACACAAACCUUUCUGUCCUUUUUGUCGCUUUAUCUGAAGUUUGAUUUACAAUGGAGAGUGUAAGAUAGAUAACACACAAAUGUUAAAGUUAAUACACAUCCACACAAUGAAAAUUACAAUUAAUGCUUACUCAACUAUAAAAUUGAAUUGUACUCAAUUUACUGUAACAAAAUUAAAUCUUCUGGAGAAACAGUAAUUGAAUUUCUCGCUCUCUGUAAACUAACUUAAAAUGUCUGUGAAUUUUUUUAAGUUCCAAGUGUAGCAUAUUAUAGCAUUUAACUAAAUAUUUAUCAUCAAUUUAGCUUUUGUAGCAGUGCUGUUUUUAAAUAUCACUACCAAUCAGCUCCACAGUGCAAGCUUUAGGUAAGAAGUGGUUUUAGGUAUAAAGGAUUCAGGUGUAAAACAUUCAGGAAAACAUUUUUUUGUGUUUAAAGGUGAAAAUAAUUUUUAUGUAGCUGCUCAAUGUUCAGUUAUUCAUAAUUUACCCAUAAAAAUGUAUAUCUUGUACUAAAGUGUUAAAACUAAAACUAAACAGAUGUACAUAAAUGGAAGGAAAAACUGCAAAAGUGAUUUUGAUAUGGUAGAGCUUUAUGUAGAAUUGUUUUUCACAGAGACUUGGGGGGCCCGCCUAGUCAGGGGUGUAUCUGUGUUAUUGAGGCAGGAUGAUGUGUGACGUUCGCUGGUGCUUUUAGCACGGUAUCUCCUCUAAGCCCAAGGCUCUGAACUGGUGCGCAGUCUUCUUGUCACAUAUAGGACAAUUAUUAUGAUAUUUUUAAGCUGUAACCAUAACAUUGUAUGGUGGAUAAAUGAAGAUAAAAGGUGUAAUGCAAGGCCCUUGAGUGCUUUCAAGAAUCUGUACCAGGCAUUUCAUGUCUAAAAAUUAUUCUGGAAACCUGUGUUUUAGGGCUUUUCAUCCUGCUAAAGAUACAAUACUGCACUAAUCAUUCGCCCUAGGCGCACACUUAAAUGCUUUUGGUAAAGAGGCAGCACUCGGAUACGUUGAGCUGUUUUCAAAUGUGUGGUUUCCCUGAAGCUCUGCAUGCCGAAUGUAUGUUAGGUGGGCGAGGCCUAGUGAUAGAGCCUGAGAGACUGUAGUCGGUUCCGAACCACUCGGUGCCAACACAGUGCUCGCAGCUACGAGUCCUGCCGGGUGUUUGAUACAACAGUAAUUGCAGAAGUGAAUGUGAAAGAUAAUGAGGUGUUGCCUAUGAAACAAUACAUAAUUUAAACCUUGCAUGUACAGAUAAAUAAUCGAGCAGAAAAAAAAUAAGCAAUUUCCUUAAAAAUUUAACUUUAUUUCUUGAUCCACCACUUUCUUGUUGCAAUUCGGUUGCUAACUUAACAUGCGUACAGCUCGAGACAUCUCACACAAGCCUGCCACACAGACAGCUGAAGGAGUCAAAAGAUGGAUGCUCAAUAGUUUCAUGAAACUCUUCAUAUCUAGCACUUAUACACCUGCUUUGAUCUACUUCACACAUUAUCUGGCCUCCGCAGUUCUUUCCUUUUGCAAUACCAAAUUAACAAAUUAUUAUGGAUGUUGUACAAUAUGUCCUCCUAGUUUGUCUCUUUUGUUCAUUUAAUGUUAUCUACUUAAUUUCCUGCAUUCAAUACUACAUAGCAUAAUUUUAUUUGUUUCUGGAAUGCAAACAGCCCAUACUUUAUUUCUACGAAGGACCACGUUUGACACAAACAUUUCUUUCGCCUCUGGCCAUUUCUCUUUAUAUUUACUUUUCUUUGAUCAUCAUAUUUUAUCUUAUAUAUUAACAAACAAUGAUAAUUUUUUUAUGUUGUUUGUUUCAAAUAUUAAUGUUUUGUAUUAAUUUGAUUAUAAAGUUUAUCUGCUGCAAAUGUAACAUUAAUAUUUUUGUGAUAUUAUUUCAUAAAUCCGUAUCAUCCAGAACUUUUACUAGAAUGUGGAGUUACAGGAUGCAAGCUUUCGUGAUAUUUAGCACCUUUGAGAAGCCAUGAGGUCUUGUGAGAUGUGUUGUUGUGUGUUGGUAAUGCUGAGCAUGAGUUCGGCGAAGCAGGUAGCGUUGGAAGUGUUGGCCUGCAUGGUAGCUUCCCCUUGCUGUCGUCUCUCGGCCCGAUCGUCACUGCCUUGAUCUGUGUGGCCGCAGGUGCAGAACGUGUGGUUCUGAACGCCUCUCCCCCUCCCCUCCACGAGUGGGAAUGACAUACGAUAGUCUUGUACCACGCCUGAAGAUGACAGUGAGUCAUCUGUUUAAGUAGAUGUGCCGUGGUGUUGGUGUGCGUAGAGUUGAGAGUUGUUCUCGAGACCGUCUGCAGCACAGAUGCACAAAGUGUUUGAAACCAUGCUUCUCGUAGUAGUGCAACGUCUGGUGUGGUUUUUUUUUUGUUUGUAAUUUUGUUACUGUGUCUACAGCAUAUGAUUAAGUUCUGUUAUGUACUAGGGUGAUCAUACAAGUGUGGUUUGUACGUGGGUGUGCAGGAAAGUUUUUUUGUGCACAAUGCUGCCAUUUGAUGGUACAUAUCCCAGCUCUUGUAGUUGUAACAUUUGUGGUAUGUUUACAUUCUCUCUGUUCGCUGGAGUCUCGUAAACAUGUAAAUUUUAAUCCAUGUUGAUUAUUGUUAAUGUAGUUUUAUAAAUGGUUUUGCUUUGUUUUACUUACUAUUUUAUUUUUAGUUGAAUGUGCCAGCAGUUUCAGUAUUCAUAACUCGGUAAACAUAUUAAAGUGAAAACCAUCUGAGCAUCAUUUCUGAUGGAUGAGUGUUACCAGUCUUAACUGACAGAAGGAAAGAGUUACCAUCUUUUGUUAAGGUCAUUUGUGAAGUACUGUGCUCGCUAGUAAACAAUAUUGCAAUGUUCAUGAAUUAGUUUGCAUAAUGGUUAUCAAGUAGCCCAAAACACUUUAUUGAGUUUAUUAUUUUUUGGAUUUACUUUCAUUUAUUAAUAAAUUGUGUAAUGUGUUCAAUUGUAAAUAUAGUUAGUUGAGUUCUUUUAAUUUGUUUUGGAAGGUGUACCGUCUAGAUUACGUAUCAAAGAUACGUGUGAAAAUCCUCAUUCUUUCUACACCUUCAGAAAUGGUUGCACUAUUCACAUUUCAUCAAGGGACUGCCUAUUUUAUUCUGAGUAUUGAAUAGAGCCUCACCUCAGCCUUGGCUGAGGUGAAGAUUUUUUUGUAUUUAUGGGAACUUUAUAAAAAUACUUUUGUUACUGUUAACUUGGUUUUUUUUCUCAGCAUGUGGAAAUUGUUUUAUCUGAGGAAGUUUGAUGCAUCUGACAUUUUUUUAUUGGGUGUAAAUGGUUUUCUCAUGUGAUUGUGAGUGUAUGUGUAAUACCUGUUCUCAAGGAGAAGGACAUUUCCAUGAACACAAUCCAGAGAAUAUAUAUUUAUAUCUCCUUGUACGUACUACAUGUAGUAAAUUCAAAAAUAAAACAAUAGAGUUAUAUCGUGUAAAUACCCUAUGUGUAUUAUAGAGUAAAGGUGAUGUUAGUUUCAUAAGAUCAACUUCAACUAUGUAAUAACUUACAGUUAGGUGCAAAACUGUGAAUUUACCUGAAUUAAUAAUGCUCCAAUUUUUUUGGAGUGCUCUAUAUUCAUAUUUGGGUUUGCUUUAAUUGAUUUUGAUGGUAAUUAACACUUAAUGAGAGUUGCAUACACUGCCAAAUCAAAAGUUUUUUUAUAUUAUUUUUAUAAUAUUAUCUUACUAACAAAGUAAGAUAAUAAUAUCAUAAAACAUGGCUGUGUUGGAAAUUAUAGCUGUAUAGUACUGUAAUUCUGGAGAUGUAAAUUGUUAACGUUAUGUUAUAUCAUUUACUUUUUUGAUUGUGCCAAUAUUUGAAAAUAUUAUGUUGAUACUCAGAAUGGGAGCAUAUUAGUUCAGGCACAUCAUCCAUACUGCCUUUAUCAAUUAUUGUGAGUGCUAUAGGUGUGUGGUUACUGGGAGUGGAAUGUUGCUGGCCUUUGUUUGGUAGUCUGGAAGACAAGUACGAACGACAUGCUGUGUGUCAUUCCCUCACCACGAUACUGCAUCUGUUUCUCACCUCUACUGUUUGAAUUCACACUUCAUCAUUUUGCCAUUGUGCAGCACAAGAGACAGUAGUAGGACAUUGGCUUGUGGUUUGAUGACGGCUAAGACCUUACAGGUUGCAUGCAUGUUGCUGAUCCCAGCCUCCAGGUGCAACUGCCCGGACUGAGCGUUGUAGAGGAGUGCGGAGAAGUGGUGUGCCUUGUCUCGGCAAGUGUGUUCUAGUCGUGCAGUGACGAGAGUCGUCUUUGGCUCAGAGCAUUCCCCUCCCAUCCGCCUGGGUGUCGAAUGUUUCCAAGAUGCAGCUUGGUGUGUGUCCUUGUAAUCAACCUCGUCUUGGCACCAAUGUCAACGGCUAAGCCAGUUCAACACAUUUAACAGAAACUUUGCAGCCGUGGAUUGUCAUUUCAGCUCCUCGCAAACAUGCAGAACCAAAUUUUAUUGUUCCUUUGAAAAUGAAAACCAAAAUAACAAAAUUAUAUUUUAUAAUUUUAAGUAGAAAAGAGUAUGCUUACCUGAAAUUUCACCAUAAAUUACCCUCUUUUGUGAUAAGGUCCAAGCCUUGAGUUUGGUACAUAGUUUACGUGUAAGAAUUAAUGUUUUUAAGAUUAUGCAUAUAAAAUAACAAAGGCAUAAGUGUUGAUCAUUUUCUAGUUGGAUAUGUAUUUUUUAAAUGUUAAUAUUGUAUGAAUUGUAAUUACUUGGCUACUUAUAGUAUUAAAAUCUUAAUUACAUGAAAUACUACAAAAGUUAGUUGAGUCUAAUAAGCAUAAAUCUACAUGGGGUGCAUGGAUAGCAUACACAAGCUUGGGUUGAAGAAGCUGGGGGUGGAAACCUUAAGAGGCUGGUUCCUUGCCGUCUGAGGGCUUAGAGCUCUAUUACCAUACCUCUUCUUCCAAUACCAACUCAAAAAAUCUCUUAUUACCAAGCACAUAUCAAUUCUACACGCACCUGCAAUGUACAAGAAGUGUAUGUUGUGUGUUUGUGCUCAAAUAAGUUCUCAAUCUUUUCCGAUCAGAUGGUGAAGAACUUAGAUGCAAAGUGUUUAAUUAAAAGCAACACUAUGUUUACACUGAGAAGCAAUUGAGGUUAAUCUUAUUUUAUGGCUGUUCUAAAAUGGUCACAAAAUGGUUGUUUAAGUUAAGAGGAUUUAAAAUUUAUUUUUUCAUAAUUUAUGUCAUUGGGACCAUUAAUUAACUCUUUACCUCUUUUACUGUCGAAUCAGACACAAUCUACGUGCAACAAACUCGGGUGAUCAUUGAUUUCUGCUUGAAACAUGCCCUAUUAAGGAUCAAUCUGUUGGGUAGGCGAGACACAGCCAGACAGUUGUUUGCUGUUUGCAAGGUGACUCUUAGGAGCCUGUAUGCUUGAGUGCACUACUCCUAUGUUGGACCAGAGAAAAAAUUCAAACACAAUGAAAUUAUAUUAUUUCUCAUUCAGAACAUAUUGAAUGUAGGCCAUCCUUACUAGAGGUGAAAAAAUUUUUGGGAGCAGACAUAAAUGGGGAAUUCCUAGCUGGUACUGUAGUUGAGUGGACAGUAUGACGGCUGCACUUCAGUCAACAUUUAGCUCAGGGUGAGAGUCAGGGAAGUUGGAAUUUAUCAGAGAAAGUCAGGGAAUUCACUUAAUAUCCUGGAAAAGUCAUUGAAAUUCAUAGGUGGUAUUUAAUUUAAGGGAAAAAUUUCAUGCUCCAAUCUACCAUUACCCAGACUGUAAAAUAAAUUUUUUCAGAUGGUGUUUUAGUACAUAGUCAUACACACAAUAAAAUGAGAUAUGCAAGGUUCACGCGUGCGUGUGUGUGUGUGUGUGUGUGUGUGUGUGUGUGUCCGUCCACACACAUUAAGGGUCUGGGGGGCAAAUAAUUUUGUCAAGCUCCCUCCCUAUUACUGAAUACACUACUCUUCAAACCUCUCACUAUUAAAAAAAAAUCAAAAUACUACAAACCUUUAAUAAUUAUAAUGCUGUAUAAACAGGACAACACAUAUGUGAUUUUUCAGCAUUUCGAGAAAUAGUUUUUAGAUGUUUCUCUCAAUAAAACAUUAUUUUCAUUCCUUUUUAACCUUUUCAAAAAAUGUGACAAAUUUUUUUUAUAACUUAAUAAUCAUCUACAUAAUACUAAAAAAACUUAAAAUAUAACAUACUUAAUACUGAACAACUUAAAAAUCAGUAAUCAUUUAAAAUUAGUAUUUCAUGCUUUCAUAUCAGUGAAUAUUUCUGUAAUAAAUCAAAAAACAGUUCAAAUUUAAUAAAAAAAAAAUUUCUGACCUUUGUUUGCCUUUUUUUCUUUUCUAUGCUUUUCUUUCUACUAUUUUGAGCACCUGAUUUAUGUUGGUAUUCCAUAAUUUCGUAGAAAAAUUUAGCACAUUGCAUUUCACAUGUCUUGCAUUUUUAAAUAAGAUAAAAUAAAAGAGGUGCAAGUAUCAAUGAGCAUAACAAAUCAGCUCUAAUAUUUCUAACUCCAAAUACAAAAUUAUACUCGAUGGAUAUUUAAUAUGUCAUGUAACAAUUUUUUUUUAAUUUAUCCUAGUUAUUAUCUGCAUGUUUGGCGAUACACACCGCUGUUUCUUUUGUGAGAUUACAGAGAUAUUUUUCUUUACAGUUACAAGUCAUUUAAUUAAUUUUCCAAGCAAACUGAAUUAAAUAUACACACCCACACAGAUUAUAUAUAGGUAUGUGUGUGUGCGUGUGUGCACGCGUGUGUGUGUGUAUACAUAAUUAACAUGAAAUAAAAUAUCUUACAAAUAUAUUUUUUUUGUUUCUUUGUAGUAUAUUGUCAUAACUUUCUACCAGGAAGGUUUGCUUGUACAAAGUUACCGUGGCACAGCUGUAAACAAGACAUGAGCAUAUCGCAUAGCUUAAAGUUUCCAGAUUUGUAAUUUUCAUCCCCCGGGGAUUUUGCUAUCCCUGCCCCCCCCCCCCCCCCCCCCCCCCUCACCUCAUUUCACCCCCUCGACAGACCUGUGUGUGUUUGCAUAGACGCGCGCGCGCAGUGCACACACACACGUUCAACACACACACACACACACACACACACACAAAAGCAUUUAUGUUGUAUCUUUCAGGAAAUCAUCAAAGGAGGUGAAUUAUUUAAAAAAAUAUAUAGAGUAAGGGAAUAUGAAAAGACAGGUUUAAGUCAGGGAAGUUUUGUACCCUUAUGUUUUAAAUUAAUGGAGUGGCAUAAUUCAUUUAGCUGCAGUAAUUCAGGGGACAGCUAUUGUGAGUCAUAACCUGAUACUCGCAGCUCUCAUAAGGACGGCAAGAAUCUAAACCACAGCUCAAAAUUGAGCUGGGCUGAUUUGACUGUGGAAAUUUUAUGCACAAAUAAACAAAGUAGGAAAAGGUUGUUUUGUCAAGAGCUAAACAAAACUAAAUUAAGUUAUCGAGAAAUUUAAAGUCCAGGAACGUGAGUUGGAAGUUAACAAUAAAAAAUAAAGUUUUGACUGGAGAAAAGGGGUAGAAAACCAGUGAGAACCUUUUAAUGGUUUUUUGUACUUGGAAAGCAAAAAAUAAGUCAAAUACGGGACAAACCAGUGAGAACUGUUUAAAGGUCUUUUUGUACUUGGAAAGCAAAAACGAAGUCAAAUACUGGACAAAUAGGGGGGGGGGGGGGGGGGGGGGGCGAGUGAGUCCUUUCCGAAAGUGCAACAAAGGGAGUUGUACAGCAACACCUGCAAACAAAUUAUGUUUAGCUGAUGCAAGCAAAAGGCUUGUUUCAGGAAGGAAAAACAGGUGUUAAAGUCAGUUAAAAAGAAAGCAUUCUCUAACACACUAAUUAAAUUCUGAUGAAUAGUGAAGUGGUGAUAAUCCUCAAAAAGAGAAGAUCCUUUUAAACAUAAUGACGAGACUCCACAGUAAAAUUUUGCAAAUGGCUAACAUCAUUGGAGUAGCCAAACUGAAACAAGUGUGAGUCAGCGGAUCACACCACUCCGUCAUCUUUACGCAUUGGCCACUGGAAGCUGCCCAAACUUGGUCUGUGAAGCAGUUAGUGAAUGUGUGUUUUUAUUUAAUAUUUUAUGUUAUCAGCUGUUUUGGUGCAAGGAUGGGGGAGGGUUUAUCCUGAAAUCUUUUAGAUUGGCAUAUCCCAUGUGUGUGUGUGUAGUGUCUGUGGAGAAAAGUAAAAUGUUGAUAUUUUGUUGAUCGGGAGUAACUUAACUAUUCCACAUUCUAUGUUUUUCUGAACAGUUGGUUGUCUGUAGUUCAGAGAUUGAAACUGUGUAUGUUGGAACGUCAAAAAAGGUAGUAUUUUUAGGCAACAAAUAGAAAGAGAUUAUCCAAUAAAACAAUUCUGAAAAUCUAUUUGUGUAAUAUACACUUAAAAGCAAAGUCAAUUAUUUAUGAAAAUGAGUAAAUAUAAUUUGAAUUUCUGUUUUACAACUUUCUUUUUCUGCAAGGGGAAUAAUAUAUUCAUUUAAAUUUGGUGCAUUUGUUUGGUUUGUUAAUGUAAUAUCCUGAAAGUUUACUUGUUUUGUUUUAGGAGUGAGUUUCCUGCAAUAAAUUGAAAAUCAUCAGCUGAUGAAUAAACAUUAUUAUUUCUUGGCUAAAAAAAAUUCAAAAACACUGUUUGUAAAACUUUUUCAGCCCUUUGACCAUUGUUUAACCUCACAAAAUGUGCGUGGCCAUGAGCCUGACCGGCAUCCAUGCAUCAUUCACUUCUAACUGUAAAAUCAACCUUUGAAAAAAUUAUUAGUGCAUAAUCUGCAGAUUUAUGUAGGAGUCAUUAAGCUGGGAUUGAGCAAAGAUGUAUUGAAAAUUUUUUUUUGUUUAUUAAAAACUGGAAUAAUAAUUAUUGUGAUUGUUAUAGAUUUCUGCUUCUAAUGGUUUGAAAUGUUGAUGUGAAUGUGCAGUGGAUUUUUGGCAGAUGUGCUGAUAAUUUAAAAAAAAAAAAAAAAACACCUCUGCCUUUUUAUGAAAGUUAAGUGAAUUUUUUUUAACGCAUUCCAACAAGAGAUUAAGUACACCAACUAAUUUCAUUAUUUGAUUUUUUUUUUUAAUUAUUAAAAAUAUUUUAGUGGAAUCACAGUAUCAGCAAUUAAAUUUAAAUAAGCUAUAUAAUUGUUUAUACAAAUAUGUCAAAAUAAUUGGCAACAUAUUUGAGUAAAUUUGGUACUUUACUGUAGGUAUGUUUGCAAUUAUUGAUCACAGCUUAAUGACUGUUGUCCACUUCCCCAUAUUAUAUGGUCAUAGCAGCAAAGGCAGACCACUAUCCAGAGAAGGCCUUGUUGCUGUGUUCUACUGCAAAAAAAAUACAUUGUUUCUUAACGUUAAUGCAUUGCGAAAUUAGUAGCCAAGUCUGAGAACUGGCUAGUUUUAUAUAUAUAUAUAUAUAUAUAUAUAUAUAGAGAGAGAGAGAGAGAGAGAGAGAGAGAGAGAGACAGUAAACUCUCUCCAGUCCGAGGUUCUUGGGGAUUUACAGACCACAGAUUUGUGAAUACUCCAGAUUUUUGAGAGGUAAAAAAAAAUUGUUUAUUUUUUUACUGUUAAAAACAUGUUUUUUCUCUUCCUUCGUGUAGGUAAGUGACACUUUAGCAGUUAUCUAAUGGAAUUACAUAAAACAGAAUACAUUGCUAAGAAAGAUUCAAAAUUACUUAAAAUAAAAAUAACGCCACGUCUCUCUUUGACACUGUACUAAAGCAUCUCCCACUGCACUGUUUACAGCCAGCCGGCCGCAUGGACGGCAGACACGCGGCGCCGACCGGACCGGCUGGCUGUCAACAGUGAUGUAAUCUUUUGUUUACGACUACGUCUCAACAUAAUGGACACGAGUGCCAACAAAUACAGCGAACAAAACACAUACAUAAACUGACGUGUAUAAAUACGUAAACAACUGUCAUUACACUUACCUUGCCAUUAACUGGGCUUUUCAUUCUCAUGACACAAAAAUUAUUACACAUAUUAAAAUAAAACUCGCCACUUUACAAUACGUCUGUAUCGCAUAUAAACACAAUUUACAAGAGUGUGCGCACAUAAAAUCACUUUUAAUUUCCGUAUUUAGAAGAUUCAAAGUUAGUGUCACGGCUGCUUCACACAUCAGUUUAAUCACUGUCUUCGGAGUCAUAAACAGUGGUGGUGGCAGUGCCCGUUGUUGACGUCUGGGGCUGGGAUGACGAAAAAUGGGUCCUGAUGUCCGACUGCUUGCUUGAUUGUCUUCGUUUAUGUAAAAACGUAGAAUGCAAUAUGUGGUACUGCAUUAUUUCGGAGCAGAGGCGCACCCAGGAAUUUUUUUUUUGGUGGGGGGGGGGGGGGGGGUUAAGUUUUUUUUAUGAAGGAAAAUUUGGAUUUCUAGGUGAAAAUUGAUGCUAUUUAGGAAGUUUUUGUAUCUAAUUAUUGAAUAUACUGCUGGUAGAAAAAAGAAUAAUUUUUAGUACGAUACUAAAUUAUUUUUUUAGACAAGAAUCAAACAAAGAUACCUUUAUCAAACCCAGGGUCUCGUCUGCUCAAAAUCAAUAUUAUUUUAAUACCAUGAGAAUCAUAGCAUGCAUGAAAGUCUACAUUCUGUGCAACUUAAAUCACUGACAAUGAUGGUUUGCUUUUUACUGCAUUCAGACAAACAAAUUAAGUUCACUGUACAAGUAAAAACAAAGGGUAUAAAAUUCACACAUAUAAUGGCUAGUUAAAACUGCAGAAAUACAGUCCAAAAUUAUGCAAAAAUUGAGAUAAACGUAGCGCACAAACAAUUCUUAGUUUUUAUAUAACACAAACUAAUUUGUAAAAAAAUUAAAGUAAUUCACGGUAGCAGACUACAACUGUAAUACUACAAUAACACUGAUCAGCGAUCACCAACUGAAGGCCUGAAGCCAAAGGAAAGGAAAAAUAUAUAUCGAAAUUAAGUAACUACAAUUUUUUACACUAUGUGUUAAAGUUCGCACAUUACACACUUUAACGGUAAUAUAUUAUAAAUAUUUUACCGGUUAUAGUAAUUUUGGAAGUCUCUAAUUUUCACAAAUACUCUUUUUUUGUUCUAAAUCUAAUCUAGUAUAAUACAUAGCAAAGUAAAUAAUUAAUACACAGCAUCAGUAAAAGAAUUGUGUCACUGCAUUUGAAGGAAUUAUGAAAAUCGACUUGUUCUAAUGUUCCGUCUGUCCUUUACAGGAAACAAAAGCCUUAUAUUUAACAAUGCUGCAUCAUUUCUGUCAAAUACAGUUGAUGAUACAUAUUGCUGACAUGCUAAAUGAAAUGUUCGUGGUCCACUAUUAAAAAAACUCUACUAAAAACUAUUAUUCACGACAAGGCAAUAUGAUUGGUUUGAACGAUCAAGUAAGUCUCGUACAUCGAAACUCAAAUGAUUUCACUUAUUCCAUUCCAAAUAUUCCGUUUGUGCUCUAUAAUCUACUGUUAAAGCAUGGUCCAUAUAACUUGCCCCCCCCCCCCCCCCCCCCCCCUACGCCGCAGCAGCGUCACUCCAGGCAACUUCAGUAGCAUCAUCACCAUCAUCAUCGCUUUCACUCUCUGGGAUGGCAGUGUUACGAUUUUGAGAGCUUGAAAUAAUUUCUUCAUCUGUUAAAGUAAGAUAACAGGAACAUCCUUGUCAACAUCUAGCCAUUCAUUUACUUCUACAGACGAAAGUUUGUUGACAGGGUUCUCAACGUCAGCACAUUCAACCAUUUGCAUAAUUUCACAGUACACAUCCUGUAUUUCCUCGCCUGGUUGCCUGCCAAAUCCCUUGAAACCUUUAUCUUCUGAUUCAUCAUCUUCCUUCUGAGGCCAUAUCUGUCGCCAUGAUUUGUGUAGACUUUCACAUUUCACUGAGUUCCAGGCACAUGAGACAUUAAAUAUGGCAUUUUUGAUAUUGUACUUUUUUUGAAACUCAGCAAUACUCCCGUCAUAACUCGUCAGUUGCCGCAUAAAAUCACGUCUGUAUAACAUCUUCACAUUCUGGAUAACUCCUUGGUCCAUUGGUUGAAUAAGACUUGUCACGUUUGGUGGCAGGUAUACAACAGAUGUGUUACCUUUAAUGAGUUGAUUUGCUGGAGGGUGGGCACGACAAUUAUCCAAUAGCAAAACAACUUUGCUGUUGUCGGGUUUAUUUAUAGCUAGGCACAAAAACAUUCAUAAACCACCACAAAAAAAUCUCAGAAUCCAUCCAAGCAUUGCUUUGUGACUUUUUAGUGGACUGGAAGGGGAACAUGGGGCGUGUCCUUGAAGCACCGUGGUUUGGCAUAUUUCCCUAUAACUGUCAGUUUCACUCUGUGCAUCCCCGCAGCAUUAGCACUCACCAGUACAGUUAUGCGUUCUUUAUUUUGUUUGAAGCCAUGUGCAGCUGUUUCAUUCCCACCAGCUAGAGUGUUAUGUGGAAGGCAUUUCCACAAUAAGCCAGUCUCGUCGGCAUUAUAGACUUGGUCUGCAGAGAGUUCAUUUUCAUUUACCAGCUUUGCUAAGUAAGUGCGAAAUCUGUCAGCAGCUUCAGUGUCGGCUGAUUUCUGUUCACCUGACACAUCAAGUUUUCUUAUUCCAUGUCGUUCUUUGAAACGGGUUAGCCAACCAUCAGAGAAUGUGCAAGCUUCUGUCAACACCAUCUUCUCAUAAAAUUCCUUCCCUUUUUUGAUUAGCAUCAGCCCUGAUAUUGCCGCACCUUCUGACCUCUUUAAUGAAAACCACUUAAAUAAUGCAGAGUCCAAUUCCUGUAGUUUGGGUGUGUGAAGAGUUUUGAGUUUCAAACAGUUAUUUUCCUACUCACUCUUUGCUACGAAAGCUUUGAGUUUUUCCUUUUGUUAUUUUAUGUCAUACACGGUUGACUCGCCAAUACCAUACUCAAGCGCUAUUGCUGCAACACGUACACCACGAUUCCACUUGUCACAUAUUUCAAGCUUGUGUUUUAAUGUUAGUGUAUGUGUUUUCUUUUCACCUUCAUAAUUCUCCACACUCAGUAAAACCUUUAAAUAUGUAUAAUCAACUGCUGUGCACGUCUCCUCUGAGCUAACGGAAACGCUCCACUAAGCAGUUGCUCUCUAUCGUGAGACA
Molecule: messenger RNA, 20866 nt
Organism: Bacillus rossius redtenbacheri
Lineage: Eukaryota; Metazoa; Arthropoda; Insecta; Phasmatodea; Bacillidae
Gene: alph
Product: protein phosphatase 1B
Exons: 8
Coding region: 327-1451 (374 amino acids)
Biological process (GO): negative regulation of stress-activated MAPK cascade; peptidyl-threonine dephosphorylation
Cellular component (GO): cytosol; nucleus
Molecular function (GO): protein serine/threonine phosphatase activity; manganese ion binding; magnesium ion binding
Source: RefSeq, a predicted model, not a curated record